Messenger RNA from Mucor velutinosus, 657 nucleotides. RefSeq lists its product as uncharacterized. The record is from RefSeq and is a predicted model, not a curated record. Bases 1 to 657 code for a protein of 218 amino acids. The transcript has a single exon. NCBI's taxonomy places the organism in Eukaryota, Fungi, Mucoromycota, Mucoromycetes, Mucorales, Mucoraceae.
AUGAAACUCAGUCUACUUUUAACCACCUCGAUCUCGACCCUCUUUUACAUUGUAUCCGCUUCUCAACAGUUUGAUGUCAAUUCAGUAGCUCUUGAGAAGAGAGAUCAUGGUUUACCUUACGCCAGCUUACCAUCAACCACUUGCGCUACCCCAUCCACUUGUAGCAGCAUUUCUGGAACUGUUACCUGCCGUUGUAGCGAUACCGUCACCACAUGUAUCAACACAAGUGGACAAUACUGCUGGGGUUCCAUCUCAUUGAACUCAACUUCAUGUCCUACUGUACCAGAAUCAUGUUCAUCUACCUUGACUGGAACCAAGACUUCAUGUCUCUGUAACGACAAAAAUGUGCUUUGUGUAGACAAUGCCAACAACUAUUGCUAUGGAUCAGUGAAUGCUGGUGCCGUCUCCAUUUUACCUAUUCCUUACGCUGCUUCCUCUGCUGCCUCUGCCUCUACCUCUGCCUCUGCCUCUGCCUCUGCCUCUGCCUCUGCCUCUAUCCCGGUUGCAAGUGGAACUACAAACCCUACCAUGUCUGUUGUUGGUGCCCCCUCUGUCGCUCCAAGUGCUACACCCUCGACAUCUGGGUCAAACACAUUGGCUACUAGCGGCAUGUUGACAUUAGGCUGUGCUGCUUUGAUUGCUUACAUUGCCAUUUAA